Molecule: messenger RNA, 7490 nt
Organism: Peromyscus californicus insignis
Lineage: Eukaryota; Metazoa; Chordata; Mammalia; Rodentia; Cricetidae
Product: butyrophilin subfamily 2 member A2-like
Exons: 5
Coding region: 6416-7183 (255 amino acids)
Source: RefSeq, a predicted model, not a curated record
GUAAACAGCUCCGGGGCUUGACGGGCCCGCCCUAGGAGGGCCUGUGCGUCACGGGGCGCCGCCUCCUUUGUUCUCGCUAGAGACCAGGCCCCCAAAUCGGCCGGAUCGGGAGAGCGCAGCCAUGACAGGGACGGAACCCGAGGAUUUAAAGUCUGCGGGAGAACCGGCCUGGUGGCGCACGCCUCUGGUCCCUAGACUGAAAUGUAGAGUCGGGUGUAUUGAGUUCGAGGCCAGCCCGUCCUGCAGAGCGAGCGAGUCCCAGGCCAGCCAGGGAACAAAAGCCCUCUUCGAAGCUAAGGCCCAAAUUAGAAAUUAGCUUGAUUGCAAUUGCCCCAUCUGGAAAACAUGCUUCAGGACCUUCCCUACUUGCCCUUCAGGAUUUUUUUGUUCUUUUGUCUUUUAAAGCAGCAUUGUAAAAGAAAUAUGUGUCGAAUAAGAACUUUACCCACUUCAGUUACAGAAUCACUCGCGUGGGCUCUGGUCUGUUCUUGUGGUUGGGAAUGAGUCUGGGAACUGGAUUGAGGAGGUCUCUUGAUUCGAGCUAGUUUACAUUGAACUCUCCGAGAAAGCACUCACAGUCCACUGCAAGUGAGAACCAGAAUUUAACUGGGAAACUCUUGACUCAGCCUCCGAUUUAGUAAUUCCGGUUCAUGCAUUUUUCAUCCUUAUCCCAAUUUCAAUCUUUUCUGAAAUUACACUUUGUAAUUUUAAUGGAAAUGAGAAAAAUACUUAGUUUUGUUUCUUACUGAGCUUAAAUACAAGAAAAACUAAUGGCAUUAAAUUCCUUUCCUCCUAAAAAGAAAAAAAAAGAGCUUGUCAUCAGUCAUGUAAGUGAGAGACUUCAUGCUUCUUCACAGCGAAGCUUUUAUGAUUGAGUUGUCGUAGAAGGAUAUAGUCUGUCAGUUUAACAAUCUGUGGGUGGAUUUUUUUUUUUUUUUUUUAAAGUCUGUGCUGGGCAUAAGGAGGCAGGAGGAUCUCUGAGUAUGAGGUCAGCCUGGUCUACAUAGUUUCAGAACUGCCAGGAUAACAUGGAGAGACUGUAUUAAAAAAUAAAAUUUGUGCCACACCUUUAAUCCCAGCACUCAGGAGGCAGAGGCAGGCAGAUCGCUAAGAACAGCCUGGUCUACAGAGUGAGUUCCAGGACAGCCAAGGCUACACAGAGAAACUCUUGUCUUGAAAAAAUGAAAACAAAAUCUUCAAGUGUCUUGCAAGCAUCUGAUGUGAAAGUUUCUUUUUUAAAAUGGACCUUAUUUCAGAUCAAACUAACAUUCUAGAAGGAACUCUAAUAGUAAAAAAUACUUAAUGCAAUUUCAUGCUUUAAAAAUGUGUAUCCUUGAUAAAACAAACAAACAGCAAUAAUGUAAAAUGUAAAAAAAAAUGUGAUUCAGGAAAAGAGCUAAGAUUACACAUGAGGUAAUGGGGGAAAAGACGACCUCAAUAGUAGAAGUUGAAGCUACGUAGAAAGUUUUGAAUGGGAUAGAAACUAAAUUCUUUUAAAUAAACAGUGGAGGACAGAGGGUAGAAAAUGGAGCUUUAGCAAAGAAAUGUGCAAACUGACAAAAUUUUAAGGAUACUGCUUGCAGAACUGAGGUAUGACCCAUUUUAAUAAACAUUUGACUAUUGAUCUAUUUGUUGGAUUUAGGAUGAAUGUAAACAUCAUUGGACAGAAACGAUCUUCUAAAAGUUGAACAUGGUGUUUUUGAAGCUAUACCAGGCAAACUAUAAAUCUUAGUGGAAACGGUAUAGCUCUUCAAUCAGAACAGGCUCCCACACGGAGAAAAGAUCUUUAUUUCUUUUGUGUGCACCCUCCUAUAUUCAACUCCCUACCAUUGCAAAUAUGAUUUCUUUUUAUGUAGAUGUACUAUGUAACGGGUUUCUUCACGACUUUUUCAUACUUGUAUAUCAUUGUAUUUUGCUCCUUCAAUCCACCAUCACCUCCCUUGCCCCCCCCAACCCUUUCUUCCCUCCAAACUAUCCCUCUGCUUUCAUGUUACGUAUGCACGUGUUCUGCAUAUGAGGGUGUGCAAUAUGUCUCUUCCCCUUCCCCUCCCCUUCAAAACAAACCUUCCUUCCACUCAGUCUAUUGUCUAUACACACAGACACACAGACACAGACACACACACACACACACACACACACACACAUUUAUCUAUAUAUGUAUCUUAUCUACAUAUGGAGAGAGAUUGAUCUUAAAAUACAGAUUCAUGUAUGAGAGGAAACUUGGGACGUUUGUCUUUCUGAGUCUGGUUUAUUUCCUUUUACACGAUGCUCUCCAGUCUUUCCUGCUUUGGUUGUGGUGUUGUUGUUGUUGUUUUGUGGGUUUUGUAUUUUUUUUUCAAGACAAGGUUUUGAUGUCGAGGGUUCCUGUGUGUAACACUCCUGGCUGUCCUGGAACUCACAGACAUCUGCCUGCCUCUGCCUCCUAAAUGCUGGGAUUAAAGGUGUUUGUCACUAUUCCUGGCUAGGCUACCCAUUUUUACAGGUGUAAUUUUUUUAAACUUAUUUUUAUUUUGUGUUCAUUGGUGUUUUACCUGCAUGAAUGUCCGUGUGAGGGUGUUACUUGGAACUGGAGUCACAGACAAUUGUGAGCUGCCAUGUGGGUGCUGGGAACUGAACCUGGGUCCCUUGGAAGAACAACCAAAGCUCUAAACCGGUGAGUCAUCUCUCCAUCCCCCAGGUGUAAUUUCUUUCAGACAAUUUUCACUGAUUGGACUAGUGUCUGACUUACCUGGUUGAUUCUUGUUUUUAAUGAUUAGGUUAGAUUGAAAGGUCCCUGAGAGGAACGUCUUCAUUUAUGAAUAUCUCUCCAACCCCCACAGUACCUAAGCUUUUGAGUAGCGGUAUAUUUAUAAAUAUUUUUAGUUGAAAGAGUACUGACAUUUACUAAAAAUCCGCACUUAUCAAGAACUUGACAUUUAAUUUGAUUUUCCACAUCAGAUAAAUUAUAUGUCAAACAACUUGGAAGUUUGAUGUAAUUUAUUAAAAGGAGCUUUUGUCCAAACUUUAAAGGGGAGGAAAUGUAAACUGAGAAAUAAAGAGUAAAUGCCUUCUAUGACAUAGACAAGUGACAAGCAUAGUUGAAAUUUAGCAUUACGUCUGUGUGACUCCAAAGUCCGUGACCUUUAAAUUACGACACACUGAAUCAUUGUACCUAGUCUAGUGUGUGCUUUUUUCCUAUUCAGAAUGAUAAGAUUGUCCAAACAGUGAGUAGACAGGAUUUCAAAAGAUAUCUACCCAUUUGUGUCAUUUCAAAAAAUAUUGUGAUUAUUAGAGUUAUAGGGCAUUUGGUGAGGGUGAAGAUUUUGUGGGUGUCAAGCACACACCCAGGGUGGACCACUUAGCUGAAAACAAAAUUUGAGGUGAUGUGCUUUUGCUAUGUGCCCAUACUUCAGGACCACAGGCCUGGUGGGUGCUGAGCCAGACAAGCCCAUCUGUAGACUGCCUGGAAACCUGUCAUUUGUACAACAGUGCCCCAGUGAAGAGAAUCAGAAGUGUGUAGCUGUGUGUGUGUGCAAAGACUUGCUAAGGCCUAGGGUUAUUGUUGCCUGUCGGAUGAAGGUCAAAUGCUCAGAUGGGCACACGGGGUUUUGAACUAUUUCCACGGCAGAAUCUUUUUCACUUCGACUUAUCUACAUACCCCUAGGAUGGAUUAAAGUUCUUCCAUCUUCCUCUCACUGUGGUUCUAGUCUUAAAAAAAAAAUCAGUAACUUGGGGUCAGGCAUGUGGGUACAUGACUUUAGUCCCAGCACUCAGGAGACAGAGACAGGUGGAUCUCUGUGCUUUUGGGGACAGCCUGGUCUACAGAGUGAGUUCUAGGUCAGCCAGGGCUAUGUAGUUAUCCUGUCUCAACAAACAAACAAACAAAUCAGAUCACUAACUCCCUAUCUUAGGCAAAAUUAAAGGUAGGCUUUAGUGAUUCUUUUCCUUUUUUAAUAUUAUUUUUAGUAAGAAUACAAAAAUAAUGGAUUUCUUCAUAAUAUUGUGCAUAUCAUUGUACUUUGCCGUAAGGUGUAGUGUGCCAGAUACUGUCCUAUGAGCUUUGUGAUCAAUAUUUUACUUAAUCCCAUCUCCAAACUAUAAAGUAGAUCACAUUAUCCCCAUUUUACAUACAAUAAAAUCAAGAUAUGGGAGAAUUAAUUAAUUUUCCAAGUCACAAGAAAUGAUGGAGCUGGGUGCCAAUACAGAGGAACUUAAUUAUAGUGAUCAUAUUUUUUUUUUAAAACAUUCAAUCACUGCCUGGCUUAGUUACUUUUCUGUUGCUGUGAUAAAACACCAUGACCAAGAACAACUUAUAGGGGAAAACUGAUUUGGCUUAUAGUUUCAGAGGAAUAAGAGUCCAUGUUGGCAGAGCAGAGGUAGCAGUUGGUAAGUAGCCAGAGCUGAGAGCUCACAUCUCAGGGACUCCCAACAGAAAACGUAAAGAGCACACUGGAAAGGGUGCAUGACUUUUGAAGCCUCUAAACCCACCUGUUGCAGGAUAUUUGAUCACACUGUGAUAUCCUGAGACUGUGUUAAUAAAUUUAACCUUGAAUAAGGGGGCGGAGCCAGUGACUAGCUGACCGGAAUUAGCCAUAGAGAAGUCAAGAAUACGGAUAGAGAAGAUGCGCAGGAAGGAGUAGGGAGACACUUGGAGAUUUGCUCUCUUCGAUCUGGGAAGUGUGGAGAGAAGGUCAGCUGGUCAUUCCUCCUCUGCCGCUUCUUUGAUCCAUCAGGUUUUCACCCCAGUAUCUGACUCCCAAGUCUUUAUUGGUCAUAGAACAACUUAGAUAAACACAACACCCACCCCUGGUGACAUACUUCCUUCAGCAAAACCACACCUCCUAAGCCUACCAAAGUAAUAACUGGACACCAAGUAUUUAGAUGCCCAAUAUUGUGGGGGAAUAUAUCAUUCAAAAUACUACACUGACUUUAAGGGACUUCCUGUGUAUGAAUAGAAAUAAAGCACGGAUCAUUGAAAGUUGCAAUUUUAGAAGGGAAGAAUGUGCGUAUCACUCAAGCACAUGAAAAGGUGAUACACAUUAGUCAUUUGGGAAAUAUGAAUUAAAGCCACAGCCAACUACUCAUGUGUUGUUUUCUGUCAGUUUAGUGGCUACACCUGAAUCUACUGAUAUUUUAACUACCAUCUGCAGCCCCUGUGGCCUUGGCCUGGUGGGAUUUCUGGUCUCACUGGCACCAGCUCUGCCUCAGCCACCAAAUAGAAUUUUUAACGAAGUCUCUAUCAUUACAUUUACCAAUAAAGACUCAGGAGUCAGAUGUUGGGGUGAAAACCUGCUAGAUCAGAGAAACUGAGAAGCAACCAGCUGAACUUCCUUUUUGGCUGGAAACCCAAUCAAGAGAGGGUCUCUUCAGCCAUCCAAACCAAAAAAGACCCCCAAAACUCCAAGUCCCUCCCUACUCCUUCCUGUGCAUCUCUCUAUCCAUCUUCCUACUUUCUCCAUAAUCUCUAUGGCUAAUUCCUGUCAACUAGUUGCUGGCUCUGCUCUCUGAUCCAAGGUUGAUUUUAUUAACACAGUCUCAGUUUUCACUGUGCGAUCAUAUAUCCCACAAUACUCAUGCCCACCUAGAAAAGCUAAAAUAAAAUGGUGAUUAAUGUUGGUGCAUAUGUGGAAAAUAGCAAUUAACCCUCACAAGCUGAUGGUGGGGAUGGAAAAUGGUGUAGUCACUUUGGAAACCCAUCUGAAUGGUCUGAAAAGGUUUAAAACUGGGGUUGUCAUAUGACUUAGUAAUCCCUCUCUCAGGUACAUACCAAAGAGAAAAUGAAAAAGUCAUCCCAAGCAUGUACACACAAAUGUUUGUGACAGCAUUGUUCAUCACAGUCAGGCAGGGUGGGGGAGAGACAGAUGAAAUUAACCCUAAAUCCCUAAACUGAUAGAAGGUAGAUAAAAUGUGGUAGAUCCAUACCUCUUCAGGAAUACACAAUGAAAACACUAGAAUUGCAAUCCCACCAUCCAGAAAUAAUCCAUUAUUAUAUGAUACAUUUAUUUUCUUCCUCUAUGAGCACACAUUUCCCCUCACAAGGCUGACAUUGUAUAUCAUGUUAUCGUGUGCAUAUAAAGUUUCAUACUUUAUUUUUUUCACCAAAAUUGUAUAGUAAGCAUUUACCACAUACUAUUUUAUUAGUCUUCAAAAUUUUGAUUUAAAAAAAUGAGUGCAGAAUAAUUGCCCAGCAGAGGUUUAGAGCUUUCUUUUCAGUUCUCAACAUAACACCUUGAAAGACGUUUUAAGCUAACAACUCUGACUGUAAAAAUAUCGUCUCACAGUUCUGUACUGAGCAUCUGUGGCAACAGGUUGGUAAUAGCAGUAUCUCCCAGCCGUCUCCCUGAGGACUGCCACACAACUAUCCCUUCAAAGACUUGCUGGCUCUGCCUCACUUGCUUCGGAGCUGGCUGAUCAAAGAAACCAGCUGGCAUACAGAAUGGCUUUCUUUCUGAUGUGGGCCAACCUGCUUCUACUUCUUCAUGGUGCAGUGUCAACAGAAGAGGUUCGGGCCCACCCAUUCACCGAUGUGACCCUGGACUGCGAGUUCUCCUUUAUAGAAAGCACAGAAAACCUUGAGUUUUACUGGGAGAGAGAAGACAUAAUAGAGGAAUAUGAGGUGGAAGACCGUGACUUUUACCGCUUUUUUAGGUACUACGACUUCUUUCAAGUGUUCACAAAGGUGGUUUACCAGUUUUACGAUAAUGCGGAGCAACUUGAAGAGCAGAAUGCCUUAUAUGAGGGAAGAGUCUCUGUGGAUCAGAGUGAAAUCUCUGAGGGGAUUCUGUCCCUUCUGCUACGAAACGUGGAUUUCAUGGACGAAGCUUUGUACAAGUGCUCAGCCAUCGCCCCCAGCGGUAGAGGGGAGAGUACGGUCAAGCUCAUAGUGGAAGAUUCUGAAAUGCCCCAGGUGAAGUUUGAGAAGAUUGAUGAAGAAGAUGUGGUCACAUGCACAUCCAAGGGCUGGUAUCUCACCCCCAACGUGACCUGGUUAGACCGGGGAGAGAGGGACCUUAGCAACCACAGCACAGUGGAGGUCCUGGAGGAGCAGAUGAAUGGCUUGUACAGAGUGUACUCCGUCCUCAGAUACCCAGUCAAGUUAAAUGAAAAAUACGUCUGCCACAUUACAGAGACAAAUGAAAACAACCGGCCCACCAGAUCCAUCCGGCGGUACCCAAAGAAAAGGUUCGGUGAAUAUGAAUAUUGAGAGAUCUGAAUGCUCUCUGCCCAAGAACCUGCUGCGCCUUCAGUCAGUGGAGUUGCUGGUUUCUCUUGUGAGUGAUGUUCUUUUUGUCCUGGACACUUACUGACCAUAAACCAAAAACAGGAAACAAGGAGUCAGCCAGUCCAGACUGUUACAUAUUAACAGAGUCUGGCUUCUUGAUCUCUGCUUCUCUCUUUUGUUUAAAAGAUUUGUUUUAUUUAGUCUCAUUCUCCCAACAUGUUAAAUUCUGAGUCCAUUUCCAAAGUCUUCAGUACAAAAUGAAAGGAGAUUAAAAUCCUGGUGGAUUGAG